Messenger RNA from Sorex fumeus (smoky shrew), 2033 nucleotides. It is a transcript of the gene FKTN, whose product is annotated as fukutin. Gene Ontology annotation, cellular component: Golgi membrane. NCBI's taxonomy places the organism in Eukaryota, Metazoa, Chordata, Mammalia, Eulipotyphla, Soricidae. The transcript has 10 exons. Bases 125 to 1510 code for a protein of 461 amino acids. The record is from RefSeq and is a predicted model, not a curated record.
CGCCGCCGCCGCCGCCGUGGCGCGAGAAAUAAUAUUGGUUCACAGAAAAGAUUAUCUUCUUAUCCAAAAAGAUGAAACCAAUUGGGUUACUGUCAAAUGACAACCGAGUGAGCACCAUAGACCAAUGAGUAGGAUCAAUAAGAACGUGAUUUUGGCCGUUUUAACUUUGACCAGUUCAGCAUUUCUGCUGUUUCAGUUGUACUACUACAAGAACUAUUUAUCAACAAAGAAUGGAGCUGGCUUAUCAAAAACCAAAGGAAGCCGAAUUGGAUUUGAUAGUAUGCAAUGGCGUGCAGUUAAAAAGUUUAUUAUGGUAAUGUCCAGCCAAAAUGUACCAGUGUUCCUUAUUGAUCCUUUGAUUCUGGAAUUGAUUAACAAAAACUUUGAACAAGUCAAAAACUCUUCUCAUGGCUCCACUUCAGAAUGCAAGUUUUUUUGUGUUCCAAGAGACUUUACUGCAUUUGCACUUCAGUAUCACCUAUGGAAGAAUGAGGAAGUUUGGUUUCACGUAGCUGAAAGUAUGGGAUUUCAGUGCCUCAAGAUUCAAAGCAAAGAUCCCCGUCUAGAUGGAAUAGAUUCGCUUUCUGGAACAGAAAUUCCCCUUCACUACAUCUGCAGAUUAGCCUCUCAUGCUGUCCAUGUGGUGGUCUUUCAUGAGAGGAGUGGCAACUACCUCUGGCAUGGCCAUCUACGACUUAAAAGACACGUUGACAGAAAAUUUGUUCCUUUUCGAAAGUUACAGUUUGGCCGUUAUCCUGGAGCUUUUGAUAGGCCAGAAUUGCAACCACUUACUGUUGAUGGUCUAGAAGUUCUCAUUCCAAAAGACCCAGUGCACUUUCUAGAAGAAAUACCACACUCGAGGUUUAUUGAGUGCAGGUAUAAAGAAGCUCGAGCAUUCUUUCAGCAAUACCUUGAUGAUAAUACCGUGGAAGCUAUGGCCUUUCGGAAGAGUGCAAAGGAAUUGUUGCAACUAGCAGCCAAAAUUUUAAACAACUUGGGAGUACGGUUCUGGCUCAGCAGUGGGACUUGUCUAGGGUGGUAUCGACAAUGCAACAUUAUUCCUUACAGUAAAGAUGUUGACCUAGGAAUUUUUAUACAAGACUACAAAUCUGAUAUUAUUUCAGCAUUUCAAAAUGCAGGACUUCCACUCAAACACAAAUUUGGGAAGGUGGAGGACAGCUUGGAACUUUCUUUCCAGGGAAAAGAUGAUGUAAAACUUGAUGUUUUUUUCUUCUAUGAAGAGUCUGACCAUAUGUGGAAUGGAGGCACUCAAGCCAGAACAGGAAAAAAAUUUAAAUAUUUGUUUCCCAAGUUUACACUGUGCUGGACUGAGUUUGUAGACAUGAAGGUUCAUGUGCCAUGUGAAACCAUUGAAUACAUUGAAGCUAAUUAUGGUAAGGCCUGGAAGAUUCCUGUGAAGACAUGGGACUGGAAGAAUUCUCCCCCCAAUGUGCAGCCCAAUGGAGUCUGGCCUAUUUCUGAAUGGGAUGAGGUUAUCCAGUUAUUCUAAGAUCGUCGAUUGAAAUACUAGAAUGAAUUCCCCUCUUGAAAGGCAGAUAACUCCCUAAAAGAUAGAUUUUAGAGUCUGUCUUUUCUAGAUCAUAGAAAAGAUAAACUUUUCCGUUAAACAUAAGUAGGAGCAAAAGAAAAAUGAUGAAUAUGAAGACACAGAAAAAGUUCUAAUUCCUGAGCUAUCUGACUUGAUUUUCUGAUCUUACAUGUAUGAAGGAAUCUCCUUGUGCCUGGUACAAUACUAGGUUACAAUGGAGAAUGAGAUAAGUGAGACAGAUGUCUACUCCCUUUUCCCCUCCCUUUGGUAAGCAUCUCAGCCUUCUUUUGAGGAAACGUCCCCAUCCUUUGAUGAACUAAUAAAAUGUUGUUAAUGUUUCCAAAACUUUUGAUCAUAUUUUAACUUGAAAGUAGGUGAACCAUUCAAAGCUUGCUAUCCUAGUUUCAAAGGAUAAGCCAUUUAAGGUCUGAGGAUUGAAGUUGGUUAGUGUUAGUGUUACUUUUUAAAUUGUGGAGUCAAGGUU